AUGAUCUCUGACGCGCAAUUGAACACCCUGGCUAUAAGCUGCGGUCUUAUUAUGUUCACUCUUAUAGUUGUGUAUCACGCUACCUUGUCGUGGAAACGUAACUGA
Messenger RNA from Lachancea mirantina, 105 nucleotides. NCBI's taxonomy places the organism in Eukaryota, Fungi, Ascomycota, Saccharomycetes, Saccharomycetales, Saccharomycetaceae. The record is from the annotation of a GenBank genome assembly.